Molecule: messenger RNA, 300 nt
Organism: Colletotrichum gloeosporioides
Lineage: Eukaryota; Fungi; Ascomycota; Sordariomycetes; Glomerellales; Glomerellaceae
Product: Cysteine dioxygenase
Exons: 2
Coding region: 1-300 (99 amino acids)
Biological process (GO): L-cysteine catabolic process
Molecular function (GO): ferrous iron binding; cysteine dioxygenase activity
Source: RefSeq, a predicted model, not a curated record
AUGAAGGUCCUGGCCGGGGAAUUGACUGAGACGGUCUAUUAUACCCCUUCAAGCACGGAUAAAGAGAAUGGUCCUCUCAAAGUCAAGAGUGAGAAGACAUAUCAAGCGGACCAAGUGACCUACAUAUCAGAUGACAUCGGUCUUCAUCGAGUACACAACCCGCAUCCCCAGAGCGUUGCGGUUUCGUUGCACUUGUACACCCCACCUAAUGCUGCGGACAUGGGGUACAACAUCUUCGAUGAGUCGACAGGACGUGCCAGUUUUGUUUCGCAGGCCAAGGCAUUUAAGCCAUCCUCAUGA